This is a messenger RNA of Penicillium pulvis, 1908 nucleotides long. RefSeq names its product FAD-dependent oxidoreductase. NCBI's taxonomy places the organism in Eukaryota, Fungi, Ascomycota, Eurotiomycetes, Eurotiales, Aspergillaceae. The transcript has 4 exons. The record is from RefSeq and is a predicted model, not a curated record. Bases 1 to 1908 code for a protein of 635 amino acids. Gene Ontology annotation, molecular function: oxidoreductase activity; FAD binding.
AUGGCGGCCCGUUCUCUAUUUGCCAGCUUGCUCGGCGCCCUUCUCUUGGCUGCGCCUGGAGAUGCGGCUGUUGGGAUGAAAGUUUCCAGUGCUUCCAAGGCUGGUGUGCCGCUGUUUGAGAGUGAGACAGUGCAAUUAACAGACAAGUCGCUCUCCAAUCUCAAUUCUAAGCAGGCUGCUCUGUUUGGCUUCGGCAAAAAUGGCUCGCGCGCGUCUACCCCCCACAAGGGCGAGUGCAAGUUGCUACCAGGAGAUAAAUCGUGGCCCUCUGACGAUGUUUGGGGGCAAUUUGAUGAUCUUUUGGGUGAUGCUCUGAUCAAGACUGUACCCCUGGCUGCGGCCUGUUACCCCUCGUGGCCUGAAUAUGAUAGUGACAAGUGCGAGAAUGUCACUGCCGACUGGACGGUCUCGUACAUGCAUGCGGCUGAUCCUGCGUCUAUCAUGUGGCCCUUGUUUGAGGGUAGGUCCUGUUUACCUACUGGGAGUAACGUCUCAUCCUCCUGCACUAUUGGUGGAUACAGCAGCUAUGCUGUCAAUGUCAGCAAUGUGGCUCAGGUGCAGCUUGCGGUAAACUUCGCUCGUAAUGCGAAUUUGAGACUUGUGGUCAAGAACACUGGCCAUGACUUCAAUGGCAAGUCUACUGGCGCUGGUGGCCUUGGAGUGUGGACACACAAUCUGAAAGAUAUUGAAUACAUUGAGAACUACAAUGGCUCGAACUACCAGGGUCCUGCGGUCAAGAUGGGUGCCGGUGUCCAGGCCUUUGAGAUCUACGCAAAGGCUGAAGAGCUCGGCUUCACUGCUGUCGGCGGAGAGGGCAAGACUGUUGGCGUUGCCGGUGGAUAUGUCCUUGGUGGCGGUCACUCUCCCAUGUCCAGUACGUAUGGCCUGGCUGCGGAUCAGGUCCUGGCGCUUGAGGUUGUACUUGCAAAUGGUAGAUUCGUCACUGUGACUGAGGAGACUGACCCUGAUCUGUUCUGGGCUAUGCGUGGUGGCGGUGGUGGCACCUUCGGCGUUGUCACCUCAGUCAUCUCGCGUGUGCACCCAAAGGUCGGCGUCACAGUCUCAACUUUCAGCUUCGCCACCAGCUCCAAUGUUUCAGCCAACACAUUUUGGGCAGGAGUUGACUCAUACUUCCAAAGAUUCCCCGCGCACGCCGAUGCCGGUACCUACGCCUACUUCUGGGUCCUUAGCACGGGCACAAAUUCCUUCGAGUUCCUAAUGAACCCGUUCUUCGCCGUGAAUCACACCCUGGAUGAGUUCAACACCCUAGUCAAGCCGUGGUUCGACGAUCUAAAGGCCCUCGGUAUCCCCUUCACUCCCAACUCCACCUACUACGACUCCUUCUACCAGGGCUGGGACGCCGGCUUCCCUCUCGAGACCAUCGGAAGCGUGGCCAUGAUGACUGGAAGCCGCCUUUUCCCUCGCGAGAACUGGGAAGAUGCCACUAAGUUCAACGCCACUGUCGCCGCGAUCCGAUCUACCGUUAGCGCUGGCUACCCGCUCCUCGCGUUCAAUAUGAAGGCUGAGCUUCCGGCGGGUUACCCUGAUGAUUCUUCGAACCCGGCUUUCCGUCACACUCUGAUGCAUGCUAUUACCUCUGUCAGCUGGGAUGCCAAUGCCACCAAUUCGCAGAUUAACGCUACCAUGAAUACGCUCACCUACGAUGUAUUGGGUAAGUGGCGGGCUACCUGUCCGGAUUCUGGUGCCUAUAUGUCCGAGUCGGAUAUUUCGGAGCCCAAUUUCCAGCAGGCGUUUUACGGUACCAACUAUGACCGGUUGUACAAGUUGAAGCAGCGUUAUGAUCCGACUUUCUUGUUCUAUGCCCCUACCGGUGUGGGUAGUGAGCACUGGGAGGUGAAGAGUCUGGAUGGUCUUCCCGAUCAGAAUGGACGCCUUUGCCGUCUUUGA